AUGCUGCCGGUAUCGAUGGCCGUGCGAAAGCGCAGCGAAUGUGGAACGGCGCGAAAGGCUGCCGCGGCUACACAAGCAGACGACGACAACGAAAACAAAAUGACAGCAACGCCGGCUGCCGCCGUGGCGCGGCGCAGCGAGCGUCAGGGCUCUCGUGCUGCGGCAGCAGCCAGCAGCAGCGAAGCAGGUGGCACCGGCGGAAACAUGGCGGCACCGGACACAACGGUGGGGUCGCCGCCUCCCCAAGAUUCGGAAGACGCCCGCCUCCGGGUCUCGAAAAUUCUCGCCGAAGACGUCGACGCCGCAGACCUCCACUGGUCUCUGUUCGUGGCCGCGCUGCGCUCGUACCGCUACGACACCGUGCUGCGACCUUUCCCAACGUCGUUCGCUGAUCAAGCGACAGACACGAAGCGCAUCGACGAGCUUCGCGACGUGGCUUCCAGAGUUCCGCCGCUCGGCGCCCUGUUGACCGCCGGCUGUGAUGGCGCCAAGUCAUCAGCAGGCACCGCCGCGAGAGUUCCUCGGGAGUCCUGGGAGCUGCUACUCUGGGUCCUCACGUGCGGCGGCGUCCGUCUCAGGUCUCGAAAGAAGGAGGACGUGCCCGAACUGAUCGGUGACUCGGCCGUCGACGCCGUCUUCGAGGUCGAGCACAGCCCGCAGGUCGACCGGCGCUUCGAGGGCGCCCGCGGAGACCGCGAAGUCUUCUUCGCCUACCACGGCUCGCGGUUGGACAACUUCUACUCAAUCCUGCACAACGGCCUGCUGGCCCACAUGAACAAGAACUCGUUGUACGGCACCGGUACGUACCUGUCGAGCGAGCUGAGCGUCUCGGCCACCUUCAGUCCGGCAGGGUACGGCUGGCAGCACUCGCGGGUCAGUCCCGAGCUCUCCUGCGUGGCCAUGUGCGAGGUGGUCGACCAUCCGGACGUCAAGUGCCAGGACAGGUGCAGGAGCAAGUCCUCCAGGGCCUACGCCGAGGACUCGAUGGGAGGCAAGGUUCCGGAGAAGUACUACCUCGUGCAGAACAACUCCGCGGUGCGCGUCAAGUACCUGCUGGUGUACACGGCGGUUCGGCCGCCGCCCACGCCGCCCACGCCGGACGUCUUGCCGGCCGGCACGGCGAGGCCCGGGAACGGGCCCUGCUACUCGCCGAGUUGGCACGACUUCCUGUGCAAGAACAAGUCGUGGCUUAUGGUUGCCGCAUACGCGGCGCUUCUGUGCGGCAUCGGGCUGUCAAGUUCGCGCGUGGGUCACAAGCUCAUGGUGAAGCUGUUCUACUAGUGACGAAAGCUCGGCGCCGGUCGGCCUGUCCGGCUCUUGUCUUUGACACGGACUAAAGAAUGGUUAACAUGUUAAAUUGGUGGGCGUCCGCAGGUGUAACCUCACGCCUAAAAGAGAACGCAAGGAUCGAUGUUCCCACAGAAGGUAAACGGGAAAGCGAGAACAGGAAGAAAUUGGCCUUGGAGGCCGAUACCGGACCUCCGAUGACUACUAUGAUUUUUUUUUUUACUUGCAACACUAGUCGACAAUUUUCAUAAGAAAGACACUUUAAGAAUUUUCAUCAGUGUGAAAAAUGUGUGACAGGGUGUGGUGCUAAAAGUGCCUUUUUUAUACAAAUUAAGGUGCCAUCUGCCACUGACGUGGUAUCGUGGCAGCUGUCCUUACGUCGUGUCCGCUCUAUCCAGCUCGUGAAGUGCCUUAUCGAGUGGCCUGUGGGCUUAUUAGCCGCCGUUUGUUAAAACAGGGUGUCCUUUUUUUUUCUAUUACUGUGUGCUGUCAUCUUGCUCAAAAUAAGGUGCACAUGUAGCUGUCGA
Molecule: messenger RNA, 1814 nt
Organism: Dermacentor albipictus
Lineage: Eukaryota; Metazoa; Arthropoda; Arachnida; Ixodida; Ixodidae
Product: protein mono-ADP-ribosyltransferase PARP16-like
Biological process (GO): endoplasmic reticulum unfolded protein response
Cellular component (GO): nuclear envelope; endoplasmic reticulum tubular network; membrane
Molecular function (GO): protein serine/threonine kinase activator activity; kinase binding; NAD+ poly-ADP-ribosyltransferase activity
Source: RefSeq, a predicted model, not a curated record